CCUAGGAGCCGGCGAGCGGGCGGGCGAGCAAGGGAGCGGGAGGCAGCCGGAGCGGCGGCGGCGGCGGCAGGACCCCCCGCCCCUCCCUCAGCCCCUCCGUCGCCAUGCCCGUCAAGAAGCAAGACACCCAACGAGCCCUGCGCCUCUUGGAGGACUACCGGGCCAAGCUGAGCCAGAUGGAGGACCGGCAGCUGAGGAAGUCCGUGGAGCGCGUCAUCGGCAUCUUCCAGAGCAACCUCUUCCAGGCGCUAAUAGAUAUUCAAGAGUUUUACGAAGUGACUUUACUUGACAAUCCCAAAAGUGUCGAUCACUCAAAGGAAAUUGAAUUUGUGCAGCCUGUGAACACGUGGGACUUCUCCAGCCUUCCAAGCACAACGGUGACUUCUGGAACUCUGCCGAGCAGCCUUAGUCCAGCCACAGAGAAAUACCGCUCUCAGGAUGACGAAGAAGAUACUCCUUCACUAGAGCCCAGCGGCUCCUCCCCCCAGGCGCCCAGCGAGGGGACAGCUCCGGAGCUGGUGCAUGUGUCCGAGAAGAGCCUCUCACAGAUCGAGAGCAUCCAUGGAUUUGUUUCACACUCUCAUAUUUCACCAGUCAAGACGGCAGAAGCUGCUCCGCCUCCUCCUCCUCCUCCUGUUGUCUCUGUCCAGCCUGUCCCUGUUGAGGCUGCACCAAUCCCAUCCUCCAUAUCACAGGCAAAUCCCCCUCCAGUCGUGGUGAACACAGAAACCUCGGAGACAACGACUUACGUCAAUGGCACUGAUGGAGACUAUGAAUAUGAAGAAAUUACGCUAGAAAGGGGCAAUUCGGGGCUCGGCUUCAGCAUUGCAGGAGGGACAGACAAUCCGCACAUUGAGGACGACUCGAGCAUCUUCAUUACCAAGAUCAUCCCUGGGGGGGCAGCAGCCCAGGAUGGACGGCUGCGCGUGAACGACUGUAUCCUGCGUGUGAACGAGGCGGACGUCCGCGAGGUGACGCACAGCAAAGCGGUGGAAGCCCUGAAGGAGGCGGGCUCUCUGGUCCGGCUGUACGUCAAGAGAAGGAAGCAAGUGACGGAGAAAAUUGUGGAGCUCAAGCUCGUGAAAGGCCCCAAAGCAGGUCUUGGGUUCAGCAUCGCUGGGGGGGUUGGAAACCAGCACAUUCCCGGAGACAACAGCAUCUACGUCACCAAGAUCAUUGAAGGCGGCGCAGCGCACAAGGAUGGCAGGCUCCAGAUUGGGGACAAGCUCAUGGCGGUGAACAGCGUUUGCUUAGAAGAAGUGACGCACGAAGAAGCAGUGACGGCCUUGAAAAACACCUCCGAUUUUGUUUACCUGAAAGUUGCAAAGCCCACCAGCAUGUUCAUGAACGACAGCUACGCCCCUCCCGACAUCACCAACUCUUAUUCUCAGCCUGUUGACAACCACAUCAGCCCGUCCACCUACCUGGGACAGUCUCUGCCGCCGGCAUCACCAGGGAGGUAUUCCCCCAUUCCCAAGGGGAUGCUGGGAGACGACGAGAUCACCAGGGAGCCGCGGAAGCUGGUGCUCCAUCGAGGAUCCACGGGGCUGGGCUUCAACAUCGUAGGAGGGGAAGACGGAGAAGGGAUCUUUGUCUCGUUCAUCCUUGCAGGGGGGCCGGCAGACCUCAGCGGCGAGCUCAGGAAAGGAGACCGUAUCAUCUCGGUGAACGGUGUAGACCUCAAAGCUGCCACCCACGAAGAAGCCGCUGCCGCCUUGAAGAACGCCGGCCAAGCCGUCGCAAUUGUGGCUCAGUACCGUCCGGAAGAAUACAGCCGCUUUGAAGCCAAGAUACAUGACUUGCGAGAGCAGAUGAUGAACAGCAGCAUCAGUUCAGGAUCUGGGUCUUUGCGGAUGAGCCAGAAGCGGUCUCUCUACGUCAGAGCGCUCUUUGACUACGACAAGACCAAGGACAGCGGCCUCCCCAGCCAGGGGCUGAACUUCCGCUUCGGCGACAUCCUCCACGUGAUCAACGCCUCCGAUGACGAGUGGUGGCAGGCGCGGCUGGUGUUGCCCGGCGGCGAGAGCGAGGAGGUUGGCGUCAUUCCCAGCAAGCGCAGGGUUGAGAAGAAAGAACGAGCCCGUUUAAAGACAGUGAAAUUUAAUUCUAAAACCAGAGGUGACAAAGGGCAGUCAUUCAAUGACAAGCGUAAAAAGAACCUCUUUUCCCGAAAAUUCCCCUUCUACAAGAACAAGGACCAGAGUGAGCAGGAGACCAGUGAUGUGGACCAGCACGUGACGUCCAACGCCAGCGAUAGUGAAAGUAGCUACCGUGGCCAAGAAGAAUAUGUCUUGUCUUAUGAGCCGGUGACUCAGCAAGAAGUCAGUUACACGCGGCCUGUGAUCAUUCUGGGACCUAUGAAAGACCGGAUCAACGAUGACCUGAUCUCUGAAUUUCCUGACAAGUUUGGGUCCUGUGUCCCACAUACCACCCGACCAAAACGAGACUAUGAGGUGGAUGGGCGGGAUUACCACUUUGUGACGUCCCGGGAACAAAUGGAGAAAGAUAUUCAGGAUCACAGGUUCAUUGAAGCUGGGCAGUACAACAAUCACCUGUAUGGGACGAGCGUUCAGUCCGUGCGGGAGGUAGCCGAGAAGGGAAAGCACUGCAUCCUCGACGUCUCUGGGAAUGCCAUCAAGAGGCUCCAAAUAGCCCAGCUGCACCCGAUCGCCAUCUUCAUCAAACCCAAGUCGGUGGAAAACAUCAUGGAAAUGAAUAAGCGAUUAACGGAUGAGCAAGCUCGGAAGACGUUUGAGAGGGCCAUGAAGCUGGAGCAGGAAUUUGCUGAGCAUUUCACAGCCAUCGUGCAAGGCGACACGUUGGAAGAGAUCUACGACCAGGUCAAACAAGUGAUUGAGGAGCACUCCGGCCCCUUCAUCUGGGCACCGGCCAAGGAGAAGCUGUGACGCCCCGCCCCCCCUCCGGCCGUCCUGCACGCAGCGCUGGAUCCACUCUGCCUCCAACAGGGCUUCCCUCCUCCCCCUGGCGGCAGCUUUUCCCUGGAGCUGCGUCCGCGGCACCCUGUGGCCACGGGAGCAUUUCGCACUCAGCGCCCCGGUUUGGCUUACGCCGUUUUGGUCUUGCGAGCUGCCGGUGGGCCGCCGUUUUCUCAAGGAUCGGGGCCGGGGGUGGGCAGUGGCUGGUUCCGCUCUUAUGGCUAGGAAAUGGGGAAUUACGUGGUAAACUCCUUAAUGUUUAAGGGAAAGUAUCCUUCAGAGAUUUUGAGAAAACAAAGCUUUAUAUACAUCCUUUUAAAGAUUUCCUAACAACCUGAAAGAAAAGUGGUCUUAAUGAUGUCAAUUGUGAGCAUUUUUGCACGCUUAACUUUACUAGCAUGGUUUGAUCCAAGGGGGAAAAUGGGUUCGUGGUUUAGUUUCAUAGUUUUCUGUUCUUGGCAGCAAAUAAAUUUUACAGGCAGUUCAAUAAGAAACUUUUUCAAAUGUCCAAGAUAAUGUCUGCUUAAUUGGCAUUAUUUCACAAGGGAAAACUUGUUUUCAUAAUUUCAGAAGAAUAUUCUUUAUAGUCUAUUUUUUCAUUUUUUGCUGAUGCCGUUACUUGGGGCGAAAAUAUCUCCUGUUUUUAAACUAAGCACAUACAAGACUAUUUGGAAUGUCUUACAGAUAUCGUUGAUAGAUAACAAAUAUGACGUUUUCAAAUCCAAAUAUUGUUUAGGUGCUUUAAAAGUUUGUACUUCACCUACGAAUGAUGGUUUUUUGGGGAAAAUAUUCUGAAAGAUUAUUAUCAUUAUUAUGGUCAUAAGAGUCUGAAAAUAUAAAUAUGUUCUUAGAGGUCAGAUUUUAAUGAAUAUUUUACCCACAAUAACUGCCUAUUUUGUUAUAAUAAAACAUAUUAUAUACAUAUACAUAUAUAAAUAUAUAUAUUAAACUUUCUUUAACUAAA
Molecule: messenger RNA, 3900 nt
Organism: Elgaria multicarinata webbii
Lineage: Eukaryota; Metazoa; Chordata; Lepidosauria; Squamata; Anguidae
Gene: DLG1
Product: discs large MAGUK scaffold protein 1
Exons: 25
Coding region: 105-2906 (933 amino acids)
Biological process (GO): embryo development; receptor clustering; establishment or maintenance of epithelial cell apical/basal polarity
Cellular component (GO): neuron projection; neuromuscular junction; postsynaptic density membrane
Molecular function (GO): kinase binding
Source: RefSeq, a predicted model, not a curated record